This is a messenger RNA of Stegodyphus dumicola, 1452 nucleotides long. RefSeq names its product alpha-tocopherol transfer protein-like. Gene Ontology annotation, cellular component: membrane. The record is from RefSeq and is a predicted model, not a curated record. Lineage: Eukaryota; Metazoa; Arthropoda; Arachnida; Araneae; Eresidae. Gene Ontology annotation, molecular function: phosphatidylinositol bisphosphate binding.
UAAAGAGUGCAGCGCGCGCGAGUAAAUUUUGAUAAAGAAGUUAAACUCGGUGAUGUAUUAAAAUAGAAUAACCUAAGGCUGUACUUAUCAAGUCACUAAUUUAAAAGUUAUCCGAACUACUAUUCAUUAGAAGUUAGUACUGAUUUUACUUGAAGUUAUUUUCUCAGUAUGGUACUUGUGCCUUUUUCAGCAGAAGGUUUAAGUCCUGAAAUGGAAGCAAUCGCAGAAAAGGAUCUUGGAGAGACACCUUCCGUAAGGAAGGAUUCCCUAGAAAGACUAAAAAAACUCAUAGCAGCUGAACCCGAUUUCUAUCCUUUUAUGGAUGACCAGUUUUUGUUAAGCUUUCUUCGACACCAGAAGCACAAGGUUCCAAAGGCUUUCAACACUCUACGAAAUUAUUAUCACUUUAAAGAGAAGUACUCCCGCAUUUUUACUGAUUUCCUACCUUCCGAACAUAAAGAAGUCAUGAAUAUGAACUGUUACUCAGUACUGCCUUACAGAGAUUCCCAAGGCAGAACUAUUACCGUCUGCACACCAGCUCGAUUAAAUGGCAAGAAAACUUCUAUAGACGAUUUUAUAGCAGUAGCUUUGACAGUUGGGUUGCUUGGUUGCAAAUUGGAUGCUGUUUCUAUAUGUGGCUGGGUGAUAAUCUUUGAUGCUAAGGACUUCUCUGUGGCAGAUUUGUUUAAAUUUGCAUGUGUGAAGCUUUUACUAUUUGUCCUCAAUUCUGUACAGGAUUGCCUGCCUUAUCGGCUUAAGGCAAUUCAUGUUGUAAAUGAACCAGAGAUUUUCCAUGCUAUUUAUAAUACUGUGAAACAUGCUCUGCCUAAGAAGAUAAGAGAGAGGGUGUUUAUGCACGGAAGCAAUUUAGAAGAACUCCAUAAAUACGUUUCACCAGAAUUCCUUCCAGAGGAAUUGGGAGGAUCUUUAGGUCCCAUAGAUAAUACAGAAUAUUUCAAGUAUGCGCUCACGCAAGAGGCAGUUUUGGAAGAGAUGAGAAACUGUGGGUUUAAAAAGGGAGACACGAUAAAAUCUGAGUGAUAAAUAAAUGUUAUAGUUACUAAACUUUAUUUAUAUUAAUAUCUUUUUAGAUUACAGGUUAUAUUAAAAUAUAAAUUAUACUCUCAGGUCAGGUAAAUUUACUUAAAAUUAAAAAAAAAAAGAAAAAAAAAAAAAAAAAAAACAGAAAAUGUCAUUAAAUAAACUCAGGAGAAAGGGUAUGAAAUUUUGAAUCAGUGAAUCAGACACCGGAAACUAUCAACCAAUCAACCAUAUCUGCUAAUUUAUGUAAUCAAACAUACCAAAAAGUAUUGAAAUCAGCAAAUCUUUUAAAAUUUUAUUUAGUUUGCUGAAAUAUAUAUAUAAAUGUGGGAUUUUAAAUCCUUAAUAUUUUUCCUCGCGCGCUGUCUAAAUUUUAGCUGUUAGCACGAGUGAAAUUGAUAGAACUCUCAC